This is a messenger RNA of Rhododendron vialii, 1317 nucleotides long. RefSeq names its product RING-H2 finger protein ATL70-like. The transcript has a single exon. NCBI's taxonomy places the organism in Eukaryota, Viridiplantae, Streptophyta, Magnoliopsida, Ericales, Ericaceae. The record is from RefSeq and is a predicted model, not a curated record. The coding region runs from base 743 to 1264 and encodes 173 amino acids.
UUAGAUGAAAAUAAAAAAAAACUUCUGAUGGGACAAAGCCCAAAAAACACACAUGGGCCAAGCCCAAAAUACCUACAAAAAAAUCUGUACACAAUAUGAGCCAACCCCAAUCCAAGAGCCCCAAAACCCAUCAAAUCACCGCCACUGCCCAGUCCAAGAGCCGCAAAACCUAACCCUAAAACCCAUCAAACCGCCGCCACCGCUCAAUCCAAGAGACACAAAACCUAACCCUAGAACCCAUCAAACCGUCGCUGCCGCCACCACACACGCCGCAGGCAAACCAACCAACACUGCCAGGACCCAAACCGCAAAGCUGAAUGGACAACUGGCAGGCCGCCGCGAUCCCUCGAGGGGUCGGACCCCACUUGUGACCGCCGAGAAACCACCAUUCCGCUCCUCACAAACGAUCCGAGAAACCAACAACCGAGAUUCCAUAAUGCCGCGGCAAACCAUCUUUACAAAGUGAUUGAGAACAUAGGAGUAUAUAUUAUUAUGCAUAUAAUAUAAGAGUUUCCGAGGAGAAUCUUGCCAAUUCAAUACAGAUUCCACACCCUUAUUCAAGAAGUAUCGGAUGCUGAUAUUUUAUGCAUUUGGGAUGAUUCAUGAAACAUAGUUUUAUACAUGAGACACAAAGUAGUUGACUCCAUAGAUACAAACUAGCCCAAUUGGUUUCGUUUAGGCCAGAUUUGCCUUCUUUAGCUCUCUCUCUCUCUCUCUCUCUCGCUCAUCCACUGGACAAAAAAUGAACAAUACUACCCUAGAUCCAAGUGAGAUCCCACAAAAUCCACAGCAAGGCCAAAACAUCAGCUUCAACUACGGCUUAGGACUCUCACUCGGAGUCCUCUCCUUCAUCGUCAUCAUCACCUACUCCUCCUACGUGUGCACACGCACCACCACGCCCCAACGCGACUACGCCACCGACUCCGACUCCGACUCAGACACCCCCUCCGGCGCCGCCGAACAACAGCUCGGCCUCGACGAAGCCACCCUCCUCAACUUCCCGCAACUCCUCUACUCCCAGGCCAAGCUCCACCAGCACCACGGCUCCUCCGCUGCCUCGGGAUGCUCCAUCUGCUUGGCCGAGUACAAGGACGCGGACGUCCUCCGGCUGCUGCCGGAGUGCGGCCACCUUUUCCACCUCAAGUGCGUUGACCCGUGGUUGAGGCUCAAUCCCACGUGCCCGAUUUGUCGGAACUCGCCGGUGCCGACUCCCCUGGCUACUCCGGCGGCCGAGGUGGCGCCCCUUAGAGUUCUAGCAGUUUGAUUAUUAUGAAAUAACAAGUGAGAUUGAGAUAAGUACAUGGUUAGUCACCCCUC